GUAGGGGCCAUUUUGCAUUUUCCCUUUUACCAAUCGCUGCCUCACAAAAGUUUUUCCCGCCAUUCUCUGUGGCCAGGGUCAACAGUACAAGGGACACCCUCUCUUGCUGUUGCCUCACCGUUCCGACUAUUUUCCCUCGAUCAUUCGCAUGAACAUUCGUCCGACCGUCUCUGUCCCUUCGACCAAGAAGAGGGUACCCGAAUCGAUUUCAUUGGCCGCUCUCUUUUUACCACCGAACGGUUUCAUGGGUCUUUCGACAUUUUCCUCGGAAAGUUGGGGGAACCGCUUUGGCUGAUCAGCGCGAGCGUCGAUCAUCUCCAGUCUCCUUCGCCUCAAAUUCCUUCCGUGCUAAUUUAGCAUUUAGAGUUAGUAAUUGCAUAUUUUGGACAAGUACUUCAACGGGGGCACUUAUCUUCGGCAAGUAUAGGGAAUCGAUGACCAAGACCUUAUGCAAAAGUUUGGACGCAUCAAAUGCAAAUAUUCGCUUUAUAGCCGCAUUGCAAACAGUAGAGCUUCCAUAAAGGCAGCCAUGUAUUAUUACAGACUUGGCCACCUCUAAAUUGUGUUUAAAUGCUCGGUUGGUUUCUCCAGAAAAGAAAAAUGGGUAAAGAUGAAGUGCCAUUAAUUACUCGGAGAACCACCAGGUCAUCUUCUGCCACAGCAAUUUCAACCAAGAAUAAUGUUGUUGAAAGUACAACAUCAACCAACAUAUGCUCUCCAUCACCCAUUGAUCUUUUAUAUGGAGGAGAACCCAUUGAUUUGGAUGUCCUGUUGUCUAACUUUCCAGGUAGACAUCCUCAAAUACGUGAGCUUUUGCAGAUUUUGGGUCCUUUGAAUGCUCCCAUGCUUCCUGUCUUUGUUUAUGGUGGUCCUUCAACUGGAAAAACCGGUAUACUGCUGCAGUUAUUUAGACAUCUUAAUCGGCCCUUUGUCUAUUCGAGCUGCCGCACAUGUUACAGUCCUAGAAUACUGUUUGAAUCUGUUCUGAAUCAGCUGUCAUAUCAUCAAAAGAAUUCAACAAAUGGAUAUUCAAGUGUAAAGCGAUGCGAAAAGCCAUCUGAUUUUGUGAAUUUUCUUCGUGAAGCCUUGGUUGGUAUUGUGAAGAGUCUUAAGGAGAACAGGAGAAAAUCAAAGUCUAGCAAGAAGCUAGAGCGAUCGAUUGACGGAAACAUGGUCUACUUGAUAUUUGACAAACUAGAGCUUGUUAAGGAUUGGGAUAAAAGUUCUACCAUAUUGCCAUUGUUAUUCAAUCUUGAUAGCAUGCUAAACAUUCCUGAGGUUGGGUUAAUCUUUAUCAGCAGUACUCCUCCCGAUACAUUCUACUCAAGUAUGGGUUACAUAGAGCCUAUCCCUCUUUAUUUUCCUACCUAUAAUGAAGACGACCUUCGCCAAAUUCUUGUGAGAAACCAAGCAAAUCCGAAGCUCUAUUCCUCCUUCCUUGAUGUGGUACUGAGGCCUUUCUGCAGAAUCACUAGAAGGUUGGAUGAAUUAUCAGCCGUCUUUUCGCCAUUAUUCAUCGAAUAUUGCAAACCUCUAAAUGACCUGGCAAUUGUUCCCAAUGAGGAUCUGAAGAGAAAGUUAUUUAGUAAUCUUCAGCCUCAUAUAUCUCUUUUUCUGAAUGAGACAUUUAGAGUUCUAAGUCAGUCUUCCUUGGGAGCUGAAAGAACUAAGGACGGAGAACCAAGAGGCAGCAAGAGCAAAGUAGGAACCUGUGAAGACUCUGAUGAGUUGGAUUUUCACAUGUCUACCUCAGCAAAGUACCUUCUUAUCUCAGCCUUCCUUGCUUCGAGAAACCCAGCAACUCUUGAUGCAUCAUUUUUUGACUCCCGUGGUGGUUCCGCCGAUGGCCGAAAACGUCGACGGAAGCCUUCUGAAAUGGCGAAGGGGCAAAAGGAAGCUGAAGAACAGGAACUACUCUCUAAAGGACCUGGAAGUUUCCCAUUAGAGAGGCUAUUAGCUAUAUUUCAGUGUAUUACAUCUGUGGCCGAAGAUUCCCUUGGCGAAGAGGUGCAGGAGGAGGAUUCUUUGGAAGUUGAAGGCCAAAACAACCCGCUCAUGUCUGAUGUUCUCUUGCAACUAUCUACUCUCUGCAAUGCUAAUUUCAUCGUGAAAGGAGGAACCUGUCCUCUUGAGGGCUCCACAAGGUAUCGAUCUGUGGUAUCAGAGGAUCUUGCUCUCAAGGUGGCAAAAAGCGUGAAGUUCCCUCUGGCAAAGUACGUGUAUAGAAGAUGAUGCCAUGGAGCGCGACCUUGUGAUCACUCUUGAGUCACUAAACCGCAAGAGAACGUGGUUAUUAAGUACUAAUG
This is a messenger RNA of Rhodamnia argentea, 2306 nucleotides long. Its product is annotated as origin of replication complex subunit 5. The record is from RefSeq and is a predicted model, not a curated record. The coding region runs from base 571 to 2232 and encodes 553 amino acids. The transcript has 9 exons. Gene Ontology annotation, molecular function: DNA replication origin binding. Gene Ontology annotation, cellular component: nucleus; nuclear origin of replication recognition complex. Gene Ontology annotation, biological process: DNA replication initiation; DNA replication. Lineage: Eukaryota; Viridiplantae; Streptophyta; Magnoliopsida; Myrtales; Myrtaceae.